AGUUGUGUGAUCCAGUAAAUCCGGCGGUUCUGACGGUGCUGUUUCCAAGAAGCGCAAACAAUAUGAUGUCUGCUAUAGAGAAUGGUGCCCCCGUGUACCAACCUGCACAGCUGCUCAACUGGGUCUACAUGUCCUUGCAAGACACUCAGAGCGGCACUUUUGAUGCGUUCAAAGCCGAGUCGGACACUUCACCUCUGGACAUGAACAUCUCCAAGCGCAGCGCAGCUGAUCUGAGCGCCAACUAUCUCAACAACUUCUUCCACCUGAGGAGUGAGGCUUUGAACAAUAAUUUCUACAAGAGCUCCUCGCCCUACGGGUCCCUCAACAAUAUCGUGGAAGGCCUGAGCUCUCUGGCGGACCAUUUCUCAGACCUGUCUCUGUCCCCCGAGACACGCAAACCCAGCAAAAGGCCGCCGCCCAACUACCUGUGCCACCUCUGCUUCAAUAAAGGCCACUACAUCAAAGAUUGCCCUCAGGCUCGACCCAAAGGUGAAGGCCUGACCCCGUAUCAGGGAAAGAAGAGGUGUUUCGGUGAAUAUAAAUGCCCGAAAUGCAAGAGGAAGUGGAUGAGCGGGAACUCCUGGGCCAACAUGGGACAAGAAUGUAUUAAGUGCCACAUCAACGUCUACCCUCAUAAGCAGCGACCUCUGGAGAAACCGGACGGCUUAGAUGUAUCGGACCAGAGCAAAGAGCAUCCGCAGCACCUGUGUGAAAAGUGCAAAGACCUCGGCUACUACUGCCGCCGCGUGCAAUGAAAAGAACACUCUACUUGCCUUACGAACCACUUUCGAAGCUUUAUAAAAAAACGGGAGAUGUAUUUUAUUUACAAAAAAAUACAUGAUCAUUUACCCUAUAUGCAUCUAACGGUUUUAUUCUCAUGACACUGUGACUCUGUAUUUUUGUAUUUGUUUUAAGUAUCUCUCCAUGGAGUCGAGUACUUUAUAUUUGCUGGGUUCUUGUAACUUACUCAGUUAUCAUUAUGUGAAUAUUCAUUUGAAGUCUUAAUUAUGAAGCUUACCAACUGUGAAUUAAAAAAAGCUUACGUUCUGUGUUCGGUCUUCACUCAUGUCUAACAUGUUGGAACAAAGGUUUCCAGAUGAAGAAUAUUCUCUUUUACAUGUGUGUAUAUUCCAGAAAUAACUUAAAUGUAAUGUUUCUGUAUAAAAUAUG
Cyclopterus lumpus (lumpfish) is the source of this 1170-nucleotide messenger RNA. Its product is annotated as zinc finger CCHC domain-containing protein 24-like. The record is from RefSeq and is a predicted model, not a curated record. The transcript has 4 exons. Gene Ontology annotation, molecular function: nucleic acid binding; zinc ion binding. Lineage: Eukaryota; Metazoa; Chordata; Actinopteri; Perciformes; Cyclopteridae. Bases 63 to 755 code for a protein of 230 amino acids.